AUGAAACACAACACCUUGGAAUUUGGAAAACAACACUAAAUUAUCAAAGUAGUGUAUAGUAAAACGGUGUUAUGUGGAAUUUGGGGUAACAUAAAUAGAGAAAUAAGGAGAAAUAGAUCGAUGUGAUAGUAGGGAAAAUAGAAAGCAAGAAGAUAGAGAGAAAAAAAAAGAAGAGAGUGAAAACUCGUUUACACACACGCACAAACAUACACACACACAUCUAUGCAUAUGUAUUCAGUUGUAUUUUAGAAAUUGUCGUUAAAGAUAUUGUAUUUAUUUCCUUCCCCGUUAAUAUAUAAUGAUCGUUGGUAUUUCCUUUUGACAGUUUACCAGCAGAUACUGUAACUGGACUACUUUAAGCAGACGACAAAUAGAACGACGGCGAGGAAAGACACGUCAAAAUGAAUCGGGAAACACACGAUAGUUAUAAGAAAAUACGGGACCAGUGUUUUAAAGAUGGAAAGCUGUUUGAAGACAAAGAUUUCCCGGCCAAUUAUCGGUCUCUUAUGCAAAGAGGUAUUAACCCUAACAUUACCUGGAAACGGCCUCACGAAAUUGUCGAGAAACCAGUGUUCCUUCGCGAAGCCAGCUAUUAUGAUUUAAAUCAAGGAGAACUUGGGAACUGCUGGUUCAUUUGUGGUCUGAAUUCACUUAUUGUCAACAGCAAGAAGAAAUUCCAAAAAGUUGUCCCUCCUAACCAGGGCUUUGAAAAAUCAGACCAUUAUGCUGGUAUAUUCCAUUUCCGGUUUUGGCGAUUCGGAAAAUGGGUCGAAGUUCUUGUGGAUGAUCGACUUCCUGUAAACCGAGGGACUGGAAAACUUGUCUAUUGCCGCAACAUAGAAGAACCAGAUGAAUUUUGGAGUCCUUUAGUAGAGAAGGCAUAUGCAAAAUUGAAUGGAUGCUACCAGAACCUUACAGGCGGUUUAGUGCACAACGCUUUAGCAGAUAUGACAGGGGGUUUGUCUGAGAAAAUAAUUUUGAAGAAGGAAAAAAGAACUCCAAAAGAGCUUUUUGAAAUAAUUAAUAAAAUGUGGAAAAUGGACACGAUGAUUGGAGUGCUGGUCCACGGAGAAGAUGGUCAGCCACUAGAACAAGAAACCGAAGAAGGUCUCGUUACAAGCCAUGCGUAUGCUGUCACGAAAAUUGCGACGGUUUCACUCCAAGGAAAAAAGGAAUACUUGAUUCGACUUCGUAACCCAUGGGGUAAGACCGAAUGGAAAGGCAAAUGGAGCGACAGUUCACAGGAAUGGGAAAAGAUAGAUGCCGAAGAGAAGAAUAAAUUAGGUUCAUUGGAAAAGAACGAAGGAGAAUUUUGGAUGAGCAUCGGAGAUGUAAUGAAAUACUUCGACCUUUUAGACUUGUGCCAUCAAGAUAAGGAAGCCUUUAUAAGCAGUCUGGAGGACAAAGGAAAUCAGGAAAAGAAAGAUUGGAAUACAGCCAGUUAUAUAGACAGUUGGAAGCGGGACAUUUCCAGCGGCGGUUCAGAGAGAAAGACAGAGUCUUACUGGUCCAAUCCCCAGUUUCUGCUUGACUUGGAGGAUGAAAAGGACGAAACUCCAGUCAUCAUCUCCCUUAUGGAAAUAAUGGAGAAGAAUCGGAACCGCAUGGAUAUUUUCAUUGGGUUUGAUGUUCACCGGAUUAAGAAAAACGCCCCACAACCUCUUAGUGAUGAUAAUUUCAGCGAUGAGUCUUUGAGAUUCGAAUGUAGAGCCGAAGAAACAGAAUGGCGCGAAAAUACGAAGUAUCUUACUCUGAAACCAGGAAAAUACGUCAUCAUACCCUUUACACAGAUGAAAAACAAAGAGUCUCGUUUUCUCUUGCGGGUUUUCUCUCAAACCAAAGUGGUUUCAAGUUCAGUUGACCAACCACCGUGUAUUUCUAAUGAUGAUUUGGAACCAGAUAAUACUUUGAAAACAUACGCAGAUGACACUGAGUGGCUGGAUGCAUUUGAACUGUAUGAGUUUAUCAAACCACUCUGGACAGAAAAUGAGAAUUUCCCUCCUCUGACACUGGAAACGGCACGCUGUUUUUUGAACUUUAUCGAUGAAGAUCGACUGGGAGUCAUCGGAUCAGAAGAAGCUGAAAAGAUCAAACAACUUUUGAGCAGAUGGCAUGCGGAAUUUCAAAGCCGUGUCAAAGAUGGUUCCAACAAGGCAGAUGUCAAAGGGCUGAAACGAAUGUAUUCAGUUUUAGGUGUUGAUAUUGGUCGUAAAGUAAUUGAAGCUGUUACCACGCGGUAUGCAGAUAAAGAUAACAAAAUUUCCUUUGAUGAUUUUGUACAAAGCGCUGCUAAACUUUUGAAUUCUUAUUCCAAUUUCGGGAUUUACAAAGGACAUGUUCAGAAGAAUCGCAAAAGCCUCAGUAUCAGGAAGUGGAUGGAAUUAAUGUUAUAUAUCUGAAGAAAUUAAUCUACAAUUUCUGCGACACGGUUGCAUGUUGUGCGAUUUUUCAUGUGUAAAAGAAGCAAUAAAAAUACUUUAUAACACACUU
This is a messenger RNA of Octopus sinensis (East Asian common octopus), 2490 nucleotides long. Its product is annotated as calpain-11-like. Lineage: Eukaryota; Metazoa; Mollusca; Cephalopoda; Octopoda; Octopodidae. The record is from RefSeq and is a predicted model, not a curated record. The transcript has 21 exons. The coding region runs from base 402 to 2399 and encodes 665 amino acids. Gene Ontology annotation, biological process: proteolysis. Gene Ontology annotation, cellular component: cytoplasm. Gene Ontology annotation, molecular function: calcium-dependent cysteine-type endopeptidase activity.